This is a messenger RNA of Engraulis encrasicolus (European anchovy), 3288 nucleotides long. Its product is annotated as cadherin-18-like. Gene Ontology annotation, cellular component: adherens junction; catenin complex; plasma membrane. Gene Ontology annotation, biological process: cell-cell adhesion mediated by cadherin; cell-cell junction assembly; cell morphogenesis. The record is from RefSeq and is a predicted model, not a curated record. NCBI's taxonomy places the organism in Eukaryota, Metazoa, Chordata, Actinopteri, Clupeiformes, Engraulidae. The coding region runs from base 1 to 2607 and encodes 868 amino acids. Gene Ontology annotation, molecular function: calcium ion binding; cadherin binding. The transcript is spliced from 12 exons.
AUGAGGGUGCUGCUGCCCUCGGCAUGCCUGUGCCCCGUGCUGCUGUGCCUGUGCUUGCUGGAACGCUGCUGUGGCAACGGCCAUCACCUCAUCACCCGCCUCAGCCAGCACCAGAACCACAGCCGCGGGGGUAACGAUACGGAGGUGCAUCACCGGCCCAAACGAGGCUGGAUCUGGAACCAGUUUUUCGUGUUGGAGGAGCACAUUGGCCCCGAUGCACAAUACGUUGGCAAGCUGCACUCAAACUCGGACAAAGGGGAUGGCUCAGUGCGCUAUAUCCUGAGCGGGGAGGGGGCGGGCACCAUCUUCAUCAUUGACGAGACAACGGGAGACAUCCACGCCACCAAGAGCCUGGACCGUGAGCGCAAGGCGCACUAUGUGCUGCACGCCCAGGCCAUCGACCGACACACGCUGAAGCCCCUGGAGCCGGAGUCCGAGUUCAUCAUCAAGGUGCAGGACAUCAAUGAUAACGCCCCCAAGUUCCCCGAUGGACCCUUCAGAACCUCGGUCGCCGAGAUGUCGGAAGUCGGCACGUCAGUGUUCCAGGUAACAGCGACAGACGCGGACGACCCCACGUACGGCAACAGCGCCAGAGUGGUCUACAGCAUACUGCAGGGUCAGCCAUACUUCUCCGUGGACCCCAUGACAGGUAUCAUCCGUACGGCGUUGGCGAAUAUGGACCGUGAGGCGCGGGAGCACUACGCGGUGGUGAUCCAGGCCAAGGACAUGGCGGGACAGGUGGGCGGCCUCUCAGGCUCCACCACCAUCAACAUCACGCUCACAGACGUCAACGACAACCCACCCAAGUUUCCCAAGGAGUCCCUCCAGUUGUUUGUGCCUGAAUCUGCGGAGGUGGGGAAGCCGGUGGGGAAGAUAGCUGCCCACGACGCAGACCUGGGGCCCAAUGCAGAGACCAAGUACACCAUCCUGAACACCGAGGCCCAGGCCGUCUUCACUAUUGCCACAGGCAGCGACGGACGGGAGGGCAUUAUAAGCCUUAAAAAGCCACUGAACUUCGAGAAGAAGACGAUGUACACGCUGAAAAUCGAAGGCGCCAACACGCACCUGGACCCGCGCUUCUCCUACCUGGGCCCCUACAAGGACACGACACAGUUGAAGAUCACGGUAGGGGACGUGGACGAGCCGCCCGUCUUCUUGAUGGAUUACUACAUCAUGGACGUCUUCGAGAACGCACCCAUCGGAACGCCGGUGGGGACCGUCACCGCAAGGGACCCCGAUAGGAAGAGCAGCCGAGUCAGGUACUUCAUGGAGCCCAGUCUAAAUGAGGAUGAUGGCUUCAUCAUCGAGCCAGAGACCGGCCUCAUCCGCACCACCUACAUGCUGGACCGAGAGGAGACGCCUCUGCACAACAUCACUGUGUCAGCAGCAGAGAUUGAUAACCCUUCCAUGGUGAGCCACGUGCCCGUCACUGUCCAGGUGCUUGACAGGAAUGACAACCCUCCUGAGAUCAAGAGCGAUGAGGACAUCAUUGUGUGUGAAAACACCCGGCCGGGACAGGUGAUCCAGACGGUGUCAGCGGUGGAUAAGGAUGACUUUGCUAACGGCCAGCGGUUCUCCUUCUCCCUCCCUGUUGGAAUCCCGAUCAAUCCCAACUUCACCCUCAAGGACAACGAUGACAGCACGGCGAGCAUCAUCGGGCGGCGGCGGCGCUUCAACCGGCUGUCCCAGGAGCUGUACACGCUGCCCAUCGUGGUGUGGGACAACGGCGAGCCCAUGCUGAGCGGCACCAGCACGCUGACGCUGCGCGUGUGCCCGUGCCAGCGCGGCACGCGGGCCAAGGUGUGCCAGAGCGAGGCCUUCCUGUCGUCGGCGGGCCUCAGCACGGGGGCCCUCAUCGCCAUCCUGCUUUGCGUCCUCAUACUGCUCGCGAUCGUGAUCCUGUUCAUCACGUUGCGUCGGAGCAAGAAGGAGCCGCUGAUCAUCUCAGAGGAGGACAUCCGGGAGAACGUGGUCACCUAUGACGACGAGGGCGGUGGCGAGGAGGACACUGAGGCCUUCGACAUCAGCGCCCUGCGGAACCCAUCUGCCGCCGAGGACCUCAAGUUUCGCCGCGACAUCCGGCCCGACGGUUCCCGACCCCCCCUGGGUGCCAGCCUCUGCGUUGGCCCCGGGUCCGCCCCCAUUCCCGGCCCCUCCCACAAUCACACCCAUGCCCACAACUCCCACCAAUCACAACACGUCCCACACACUCCACGUCGCCUUCUACAGGGCCGAGGCGGUGGAAGCGGAAGCACCGUCUCCCUGGAUACGGAGGCGGAGCUGGACAUCCGCGAGUUCAUUGGCCAGCGGCUGGCGGAGGCGGACCGGGACACGAGUGGACCACCGUACGAUUCGCUGCAGACGUACGCCUUCGAGGGUCAGGGGUCUCCAACCGGCUCCAUCAGCCCGCUGGGCUCUAACGGCACCCAAUCGGAACUGGACUACACUUUCCUGGACGACUGGGGGCCCGAGUUCCGGAAGCUGGCGGAACUCUAUGGGGAGGAGGUCGAGAAGGAGACAGUGAUGGUGGAGACAAAGAAGGAGACAGUGCCAGAGGCAGAGACGGAGGAAGGUACAGAAGCGGAGACGGAGACAGAAAAGCCCUGAUUGCCUAUGUUCCGGCAUAUUCCGGCACGUUGCCUUGCCUUGGUUCGGGAUACCAGAGGAGACGUACAAGUGAAACGGGAGAGUAAAAGCCCUGCCAUGUAUUCCUGCCUCCUGUGCCUUCAGCACAGGUGAUUUAACUAAUUUGUUCAUCAACCGUGAAUCAUCAGCUGGAUGAGUGAACUGGCUGGAUAAAAUAUGUGGCAGGACUUUUACUUUAUGAACCCCGGAGGGAUGUCCGCCUUUGUAGUAUUGCCUGGCUCACUUUGGAGGUGGAUAGGGUUGCAACAAGGAAAUGGUGGUUUGUGCUUAUACUAUGGGACGAACAAAAACAAACUGAACGCGUUACAUUGGAGGACAGAGACAGAUACACAAACCUCUAAAUUUCACACACUCCUCCUCUCUGUGUUGCUCUUUUGCUGGCGUUGUGGUGGAGGAGACUGCUGCUACUCCUGGCCAUGCAGGGGUUAAAAAGGGAGGGGUGCAAAACUGCCUCUUCUUCACUGUCCUUUCUUGCUGUCUUUUUUUCAAACUGUCUGGCUUUGGAGUGUGACUCCAAAUGACUGGAAAAAAGGACUGAUCUCUGGUUUUGACUAAAAAAAAUUAAAUGCCUAAAAAAAAGGAAAAAAAUAUUUUCCCUGGUGUAUAUUUUUUAUUGCUCAAUAAAGUCCUGAGGUCUGGACA